Messenger RNA from Aethina tumida (small hive beetle), 590 nucleotides. Its product is annotated as protein KRTCAP2 homolog. The record is from RefSeq and is a predicted model, not a curated record. Lineage: Eukaryota; Metazoa; Arthropoda; Insecta; Coleoptera; Nitidulidae. Bases 93 to 494 code for a protein of 133 amino acids. The transcript has 4 exons.
UUUAUGUUUACGUAUUAGAAAUAUCUGUUUGGAUCUAAAACUGAGGUUAUGUUAUAGAAUUUUGACAGGCGGCGUUUACUAUUACAAUUAAAAUGGCCGUAACCACCGGUACAUCUUUGGCCUUAGCUUCCAUAAGUGCUAUACUGGUAUUUUCUGGAAUGCAAAUGUAUAAGCCGUGGCUGGUCUCAUCUCAAAUUCAUACAUUACUUGGGGGAUAUUUGGGCUCCCUAUUUUUCGUAUUGAGCCUUACUGCAAUCGGAAACCUGGAAACGUGUUGGUUUGGAAAGUCCUUCCAACUUAAACUGUUUCCCGAAGUGUCUGUGUCUCUUUUACUUGCUUUAUUCGCUUCAGCCACAAUACAUAGAGUCUGUGGAACAACUUGCAUAAUUUUGUCUCUAAUGGCUCUCUAUUAUGUCAACAAAUAUUCUCAAAAAGUACAUGUGGUUGUACCUACCUCAACAGUUCAAACUGGAAAAAAGAAGAAGAAUGCCUGAUACCCAUAUAAAUAAUGUUAUUAUACUCUCAGUUUUAGAAAGAUCUGCAUUUUAUAUUUUUAUUUGAAUCAAUAAAUUUCUAUACAUCACACUCCA